AUGGUGAUGGUAGAUAAAUAUCGUACAAAAUUCAUAAUUUAUAUUUAUCAAUUCAUUUUAUUUUCAUUAAUUUCACCAUGUUAUUCAAAUGAUAUUCUUGGCUGUGGAGGAUUCGUUAAAAGUCAUGUUAACUUAGAUUAUUCCAAAAUAGAGAUCGGCUUAUACACUAAAGAAGGAAUCCUUAGAGAUAAGACUGAAUGCGCUCCUACAAAUGGAUAUUAUUUUUUGCCGAUGUACGAGCAUGGGGAGUAUAUUCUUAAAAUCCACCCUCCGGCUGGAUGGAGUUUCGAACCUUCACUAGUAGAAUUGCAAGUUGAUGGUGAAAAAGAUCAGUGUUCCAUUGGGGAAGAUAUAAAUUUUACUUUUAAUGGUUUCGGUAUUACGGGAAGAGUGAUUACGGCGGGUCAGACAAGUGGCCCUAGUGGUAUUGCAGUGCAGUUAGUAAAUAAUAAUGGUGAAACAAGAGAUACUGUCACUACAGCUGGUGGAGAUUUUUAUUUUACUCCUGUAAUCCCUGGAAAGUAUACACUGAAGGCAUCCCAUUCAAAAUGGAAGCUUGAACCAUCUCAAGCAGUAGUACAAGUAAGGGAAGGCAACACUGCCCUGCCGAUUGGUGUGUUGGCAGUCAGGGGAUAUGAAGUCACUGGUUCUGUUACAUCAUUUAGUAGUCCUAUUGGUGGUAUAUAUGUGCUGCUGUACUCUAAGGAGGAGAAUCCUAAAUUCCGUGUCGAAGGAUGCAAGACAGCCCUUUUACAAGGUGUACCGGACUCACCAAUAUGUUAUUCAGUCACUGAUGCAUCUGGAGAAUUUCAAUUUGGCCUUGUGCCUGCUGGGGAGUACAAACUGCUUGCAUUGUCUAAACCACCAGGGCAGGCAGUGAUCCGUUACAAUAUCAAACCUGAAACUGUACCUUUUAGUGUCAAACAUGAUGAUAUUUACAUUAGAAAUGCUUUCGAAGUAAAUGGUUUUACCAUUGUCGGAUCAGUCUUAAAUGCGCCAGCAGGUGAAGGAAUACCAGGUGUACAUGUACUAUCAGAUGGGACUCCAAUUGGCACAACGGAUUCAACUGGCAAAUUCACAUUACCAUCCUUGCGACCUGGAGUAUACACCCUUAGCUUCAAACAUGAGCAAUGUGAGGUAGACGAUCUACAGCUAACAGUGGGAGCUACUGGUCCGCAAAGCGCUGUAAGGGCGGUGGUAUCUCGUUGGCGCGUGUGUGGGGACAUCUCACCGCCCGAACAACGCCGAAUUGUGCUCUCUACUGGAGACUCGGCUCCCGUAUAUGUCACUCCAAAUACUGAUGGUAACUGGUGUACAUUUUUACCACCUGGUACAUAUACGGCUAAGGUUGAAGUUUCUGAAGAGGAGAUGAGAGACGGACUUCAAUGGUACCCCGCAUCGCGGCCGGUGUCUGUGUCGCGACGCGCGGAGAGCGGCGUGCGCUUCUCGCAGGUGCGUGCGCGUGUGCGCGGGCGCGUGCGCACGGUGGCGGGCGCGCGCGCGCCGCUGGUGCGCCUGCGCGCGCUCGCGCCCGACGGCACGUACGCGCCGCGCGCCGCCGCCGAACUCACCGUCACACCAAACCACGAGGGUGAGUACGAGUUCACGGACGUGGUGCCGGGCAGUGUGGAGGUGUCGGUGGAGGAGUCACGGUUGUGCUGGCUCGACACGCGCCACAACGUAGCCGUCGCAUCCGAGCUGGCACUCGUGCCCACCUUCGAGCAGUCCGGAUACGUGCUGCUUGUCAAGUCUGAUCAUGACAUUGAGGUUGAAUAUAAAUCGAAGAGUUCUCAGGGCGUGCUCAAAGUGCCAGCCGGUGAAAGUCAGCAAUGUGUACCAAAGUCUGAAGUGUACACUUUGAUUCCGCGUGGCUGCCACCGUUUUCAACCAGCAGAGGCAAAAGUCGAUAUAUCUUCUGAUACAUUGCCGUCGGUGAAGUUCAAGGCGGUGGCACAUGCCGCAGUAAUUCGAGUGAUUUCCCCCGACCCUGUAUCGGAUCUGACGCUUCACAUUAGUACGGAUGCUGCGGGCAGUAAGGAGGUUGGACCGCUGACUCCUGUGCCAGAUCCCAAUGAGGGAUUUGUGUUCGAACAUACAUUGUACUUGGCUGAUGGCGAGGUAGCGCAGGUGUGGGCGCGGUCGUCGUCGCUACUGGUGGGGCGCGGGCCGCAGGCUGUACGUGCGCGCUCACAGUGCGGGCCCACAGCGCUAGUAUUGCGGGCCGCGCGUGCGUUAACCCUGGCCGGCCGCCUGCGGCCGCCCGUCGCCGAUGUUCGAAUCACACUGCGAGCCGAGGGUAUGGAACAAACGCAAGUGACUAAAGACGACGGUGAAUACAAAUUCGGGCCACUAGACGCGAGCAAGGAGUACUCCAUCACUGCUGAGAAGGAUUCCUAUGUGUUCGGAGAGAGGGACGCGGACGGGAACAUCCCAGCGCACAAGCUCGCCGAAAUAACUGUGGAGCUAGUGGAUAUAGCUGACGGCACGCCGCUAGAGGGUGGCGUGGUGUCCGUGAGCGGCGGUCAGUACCGACGCACGGCCGCGGGCGCGGCGGGUGGCGAGGCCGCGCUGCGAUUCGGCUCGCUGCCGCCGGCGCAGUACUACGUGAAGCCGCACGCGCAGGAGUACCGCUUCCAGCCGCCGCACUCCAUCGUGCACGUGGAACAAGGCACCGCGCACACGCUACGCUUCAGCGGUGUGCGCGUGGCGUGGUCGGUGCGCGGGCGUGCGGUGUGGCUGGGCGGCGCGCCGGCGCCCGGCGUGGGGCUGCGUGCCGUGCCCCGCGCCGCUUCCAGCACGCAGGAGUCCCAGCAGUGCGCCGCACAAGACGCCACCGCUGCUCCCGACGGCAGCUUCAGAAUUCGUGGCCUAAUUCCGAACUGCUUCUACAAGAUCGAACUGAAGGAAUCUUCCGCGCCAGAGCUGAGCGGACUCAGGAUUGCCAAGGCAUCGCCUGUUAUCGAAAUGAAAGAAAAUGACGUUGAAAACGUCCGCAUAAUCGUGAUCCAGCCUCACCAGAUCACUGACACCAACGUGCUCGUGUACACGCCCAACGUGGACCACUACAAGUCCUUACGUCUCACCCUCGCUUUAGAAGACACGCCGCAUACUCACAUUUUCUCCACGAAACUGGACCCCGCCGGCUUCAGCCAGCACGUGAACCCGGGACUCAUGUACACCCUGCCGAGGCUGCCAGCCGACAAUAACACUUAUGUGCUUCGCUUAGAGUCCACUUUGUCUAAAGCAACGCACGCGUACGAAGAGGAGGUGUACUAUUUCAAUUCGGACGGUCGCUUCAAGUAUUUCAAUAUCAACUUUAUGCCUAAGGUGCGUGCAUCGGAUCAGGAGUUGCGCGCGACCUCGGUGCUGGUGGUGCCUGCGCUGGGGCUGCUGGUGCUGGCCGUGUGCCGCCGCGAACAGUUGCUGGCGCACCUGCGAGCCGCUACCACUGCUGCCACUGCCACAGCUACCACCGCUGCCCCAGCCGCCGCCGCCGCCAAGAAAAACGCGCGCAAGAAGACGCAGUAG
Parnassius apollo (apollo) is the source of this 3528-nucleotide messenger RNA. The record is from the annotation of a GenBank genome assembly. NCBI's taxonomy places the organism in Eukaryota, Metazoa, Arthropoda, Insecta, Lepidoptera, Papilionidae.